Molecule: messenger RNA, 1598 nt
Organism: Drosophila pseudoobscura
Lineage: Eukaryota; Metazoa; Arthropoda; Insecta; Diptera; Drosophilidae
Product: retinol-binding protein pinta
Exons: 4
Coding region: 582-1523 (313 amino acids)
Cellular component (GO): membrane
Molecular function (GO): phosphatidylinositol bisphosphate binding
Source: RefSeq, a predicted model, not a curated record
GAUUACAAGCUCAUAUCUGGGACAGCCAGCGGAAAACCUCAACUGAACCGCAGCCGCAUGCACUCAAAAAAUAAAUCCAAAGCCAAUUAAGACAAUCAAUCGCAAAACGCCACCCAUAACGUACAAAAAUAAUGAAAUACGAGUACUCGUACUGCAAGCGCCAGCCGACUUCCGUCCCCAUCCCCAUUCCAGUCGCAUUUCCACCUUAGCGCCCCUUGUGAUAGAUGAAUGUCUUCGUGCAUUGUUUAAUCGGCUUAUGAUCAGCGCCGGGCCGAAAGAAAUGCAAAAGAAAAAGCAAACGCAAACUCGAUGAAGUUCGUUGAUUCCCCAUCCAUCAAUCCAUCCAUCCACAUGUUAUAUCAGCUUUGUUUGGCAGUCGAUGAGCUAGUUUCAAUCGGUAAACAUAUGCAUUUUCCGCUCACAGUUGGAACAGCAGAAACCACAGCAGUCUUCGCACGUGUCACUAUUAUUAGCAGCCGUACCAUAUUCGGGGACGUGAGCGGACCAUUGAGGCGCAUUCUAAGUAGACCUCAUUGUCUACUCGUAUACUCAUCAUCAAUUUGGCAGUGUCCCAGCGAUCGAUGAGUGCGCUGCGACCCCUGAAGCCAGCAUUGCAGGCGAUUGCUAUCAAAGAGCUGAAUGAAGUGCCGCAACGGGUGCCCGACGACAUUGAGGCCCUCAGGGAGUGGGUACUGAAGCAACCUCACCUGCGGGCCUGCACAGACGAGCGGUUCCUCUUGGCGUUUCUACGUGGAACGAAAUUUAGCAUGGAGCGGGCCAAGGAGAAGUUCGAUCGCUUUUACACGCUACAAUCCUCCAUACCCGAGGUGUUCAACGAGCGGCGCCUGGCCACAGAUCCUGUGGUGCUCGAUAUCCUAAGGAUGGGAGUGCUGCUGCGACUGCCGCUGGAUGCGGACGACCCAGGGCCAUGCGUGACCAUCAUUCGUGCCGGCUCCUACGACACCAGCAAGUACAAGUUCCAGGACAUCAUACGGCUGGGCUCCAUGUUCGGGGAGAUCAUGAUGUUCGAGGACGAGAACGCUACGAUUAGUGGGUACGUGGAGAUUAUGGACAUGACUGGCGUCACGGGAUCCCAUCUGUUCGCCCUCCAGCCGCAGUUGCUCAGCAAAUUCUCGACCUAUGCGGACGAGGCAAUGCCGACCCGCCAAAAGGGCAUACACUUUAUCAACGUACCCUCGGCCUUUGAAACUGGCUUCAACUCAUUGAGAUCCUUCUUUCCCGCCAAGAUCAAGAGUCGUAUUUCUGUUAGCUCUGACCCGGAUGCCAUAUUCCAAAUAGUUAGUCGCGAAUACCUACCCAAGGAGUAUGGGGGAACCCGUGGCACCAUGGGCGACAUUAGUGAGGACAUGGAAGCUAAGCUAUCCAGCUAUAGCCAGUAUUUUGAGGCCUCGCAGAACUUUGGCACCGAUGAAAAAUUGCGCGAAUUUGGAAAUCGUGUUCGGCACAGCCAUCGCUCCUCUUUUGGGGCUGUUGGGUCAUUCCGUAAACUGGAAAUCGAUUGAAUCUGAAUCGAUUGGAAGGGAUUAAUCAAUAUCAAUGGCGAUUUUGUACAUACAUACAAUACAUUAUAAAUGCAA